UGUCCUUGUCUCUCUCUCUCUCACUGGCACUGAGUCUAUGCUGAGGAACACUCACCAGUGAGUACCAUGGGAGGGGAGAUCACAGAGAAAAGCAUGGAAGAGAGUUUAUUACUGAAAGAGAAAUCAGAAGUGAAAAACGAGAGUGUAACAUGGAGUGCUUUGACUCAGGAGUUGAAGAGAGUGGGAUGCAUAGCAGGACCCAUGGUGGCUGUGACUUUAACCCAGAACUUGAUGCAAGUUAUUUCAUUGAUGAUGGUGGGUCACCUGGGUGAGCUUUCUCUCUCUAGCACUGCCAUAGCCAUCUCUCUCGCUGGUGUCACCGGCUUUAGUCUUCUUUUUGGAAUGGCGAGUGCACUAGAAACCCUAUGUGGGCAAGCUUAUGGAGCUCAGCAGUAUCGAAAGCUUGGAAUCCAGACGUACACAGCUAUAUUUUCUCUAACCUUAGUCUGUUUCCCUGUGUCUUUGUUAUGGAUUUACAUGGGAAAGCUACUUAGUCUCAUUGGCCAAGACCCUCUAAUUUCAUAUGAAGCUGGUAAAUUCAUUGUUUGGCUUAUUCCUACACUCUUUGCUUCCGCUGCUCUUCAACCGCUUAUUAGAUUUUUCCAGACACAAAGUUUGAUCAUGCCCAUGCUUGGGUGCGCUUGUGUUAGUCUUUGUUUACACGUACCUAUAAGUUCGGUUUUGAUAUUUAAGUCUGGCUUGGAUAACCUUGGAGCAGCAGUGGCACUCGGUAUUUCUAAUUGGUUGAAUGUCAUUUUACUUGGAUUAUAUAUGAAGUUUUCUUCUGCUUGUGAAAAAACCCGUGUCCCUGUUUCAAUGGAGUUGUUCCAAGGAAUAAGAGAGUUCUUUCGCUUUGCUAUUCCUUCUGCCAUAAUGAUUUGCCUUGAAUGGUGGUCGUAUGAGCUUCUCAUCUUGCUAUCUGGGCUUUCACCUAAUCCACAGCUUGAAACUUCAGUUCUUUCUAUAUGUCUCACUACCAUCUCAACACUCUAUGCAAUGCCUUACGGACUUGGUGCUGCAGUAAGCACUAGAGUUUCAAAUGAAUUAGGAGCUGGAAACCCAGAAGCUGCUAGGAUAGCCGUCUUUGCUGGGUUUUCUUUUGGAGUCACUGAGGCUUGCAUAUUAAGUACAACCCUCUUUGUCGGCCGGCAUGUUUUUGGUUACAGUUUUAGCAACGUGAAGGAAGUUGUGGACUAUGUCACAGCCAUGGCUCCUCUGAUUUGUCUAUCCAUUACAGUGGACGGCGUUAAAGGGGUACUUUCAGGUGUUGCUAGAGGAUGUGGGUGGCAGCACAUAGGAGCUAAUGUGAAUCUUGGUGCAUACUAUCUUUGUGGAAUUCCGACUGCUGCUAUGUUGGGUUUCUGGCUGCAGCUGAGGGGAAGGGGCCUUUGGAUUGGAAUACAAACCGGUGCUAUUGUUCAAGUAGUUUUGCUGUCUAUCAUAACAAGUUGUACAAAUUGGGAAAAACAGGCACGAAAGGCAAGGGAGAGGUUGUUCGAGCCAAGAAAUUGAUUAGAAAAUGAAUUAGCGUCAGUAUAGUAUGCGAAGAAUUUUCAAAGAGCUGAUUUCAUGUUGCAUCUGUAUGGGAGAAAUAUUGCUUAAUUGUGGUAAAAUCAAUUUUCAC
Molecule: messenger RNA, 1624 nt
Organism: Quercus lobata
Lineage: Eukaryota; Viridiplantae; Streptophyta; Magnoliopsida; Fagales; Fagaceae
Product: protein DETOXIFICATION 12-like
Exons: 7
Coding region: 67-1512 (481 amino acids)
Biological process (GO): xenobiotic detoxification by transmembrane export across the plasma membrane
Cellular component (GO): membrane
Molecular function (GO): antiporter activity; xenobiotic transmembrane transporter activity
Source: RefSeq, a predicted model, not a curated record